GCCAUCUUUCCCGCCGGAGCUGAUGAAGAAUUCGCCGGAUCGGCUCCACCGGACGGAGGUAUGGCAUCUCACCUAGCAGCGCAAGAGCCGCCAGAAGAAGAAGCUGAGCGAGAUGUGCGAGAAAGCGGUCAAGUGGACGAUGAUAUGAAGCUCAGGGUGCUUGAGCUGCUGCGGAGGUGUGAAAAGUGGAAGAAAUUCAAGGGGUUUAGGAAGUACUACUUGACCUCGGUUCCCACCGAGGAUGAUGUUGUCGUUGUCCACCCGCUUGAGAAGAGCACAACCGCAGAGCAAUGGAAGCACGUAAUCACGUAUAACAGGACUUGUUCCCAGCGCAGCUGCGAAAUUCUCUACACACUUUUACGUUCGGAGUAUUUCCCUCCGGAGCACAACAAUGGGCGUUACAUGAUCCUGCAUGUAUGGAGAGGCGAGCAGCACCCUGAUGCAGUAUGGCCAAGCAGCUUCACAAAGCGUGCUCGGAGGAGACGGAACAAAAAGUAUCGAGAAGAGUUUCAUGCGCGAUCAUCGUCACCGCCGGUGCAGCUACAGGCCUACUGUGUGGGUGAAGGAAACGACCAAGUUUCAUCGUGCUUUUCAACUGUAGCUGCCGAGCCAGAGGUGUGGCCCCGCACUUACGCAGCCUCAUAUCGCCGGUUGUGGGAUUUGGUGAGGCAGAUUGCAGCUAUCGACAAGGAGACGGGAACUUGUCCUCGAGAGCUCUUGGAAGAAGCCAGCAAGCUUGAAUACCGUUGUUGAUGGGGUGACUUUCAUCAAACAGAUUGUACCAUCAUUCUGGUCA
Molecule: messenger RNA, 796 nt
Organism: Selaginella moellendorffii
Lineage: Eukaryota; Viridiplantae; Streptophyta; Lycopodiopsida; Selaginellales; Selaginellaceae
Exons: 5
Coding region: 61-753 (230 amino acids)
Source: RefSeq, a predicted model, not a curated record